UGUCCCCGUAGUGACGACGACCUACAUUCGUCAGCUGCAGAGCUUCUUCCAGAAGUUUCCGCGCCCGGCUUCUGUCCAGCGUGGAUGCAACUCUCACAACUAAGAACAGUUUGUUCUUUUUUUGCAGGUUUCUUUAAAAAUAAUUCUAUUAUUGGUUUUAUUUAAGAAGUCCUCUUCGCCUUCCUUCAGACCCAGUAGCUGGUUCUCGGGUUGUUUGAACAACCACCCUGACAGAAAUCGGUCCGGAGGAGGCAGCAGCUGCCACGGCGGAGCAGUGACGAACUUGACCCGCACACAAGUCUGGAUAUGUGCGCUGAAAAUGUUUUUGUAACGAGCAGAACAGCCGACCGGACAGUGUGAUGGGUAAAGACUACUACAGUGUGUUAGGGAUAUCUAAAGGCGCGUCUGAAGAGGAGAUAAAAAAGGCGUACAGGAAACAGGCUUUGCGUUUCCACCCAGACAAGAACAAGUCACCUGGAGCUGAGGACAAGUUCAAAGAGGUCGCUGAAGCUUACGACGUUCUCAGCGAUGUGAAGAAAAGAGAUGUUUACGAUCGAUAUGGAGAAGAAGGAUUAAAGGGUUCUGCUGGAGGGGGCGUACACUGCGGUCCCAGUUUCAACUACACCUUCAACGGAGAUCCUCACGCCAUAUUUGCCGAGUUCUUUGGAGGCCGCAGCCCUUUCGAUCACUUCUUCGCAACAAAUUUAGACAAUGAUAUAGAUGUCAGCGAUCCCUUCAGUGCCUUUGGCAUGGGGGGAAUGGGUGGGUUUCACAGGUCUUUUAAACCCCACCCGAGUGGCCCGCACAGUGCGCACGAGAAAAGGCAGGAUCCUCCGGUGGUGCACGAGCUGAAUGUGAGUCUUGAGGAGGUUUUCUCUGGCUGCACCAAGAAGAUGAAGAUUUCUCGUAAGAGACUGAAUCCUGACGGCUGCACCAUGCACAAAGAAGACAAGAUCUUAACAAUUAAUAUCAAACGGGGCUGGAAGGAGGGAACAAAAAUCACGUUUCCUAAAGAAGGUGAUGAAACCCCCACCAACAUUCCUGCAGACGUGGUUUUUGUGGUCAAAGACAAACCCCACCCUGUCUUCAGAAGAGAGGGCUCAGAUAUAGUUUUUCCUACUAAAAUAUCACUUAAAGAGGCGUUGUGUGGCUGCACAGUAAAAGCUCCCACUUUGGACGGCCGGACCAUCACUGUGACCUCCAGAGAAGUCGUCAAACCAGGGACGAAGAAGCGCAUCUGUGGAGAAGGACUCCCUUUGUCCAAAUAUCCUGAAAAAAGAGGCGACAUGAUCUUGGACUUCUGUGUUAAUUUCCCUGACAAGCUGGGUUCCAGCACACGCGAUGCGCUCGAGACCAUACUUCCCAUGUGAAGCGGAUGUUUGGCUGCAGCAGCUAACAGGUUCACAUUUGCAGCAAGGCUGUGUGUGAUGUUUGGUUUUGAAACUCUGUGUGGAUCUGAUUCCAGCUGAGCUUAGAAGAGAUGGUAUUUUUAAUGGGAUUUUCAAAGUCCGGAGAAGCGGAGGAAGACGACGACGAUUUUCAAAGUUAAUAAAACUGAGGAACUUUGAAGUUUGAUUUUAGUGAUGAUUUGGUUUUACAGCAGGUGUUUGUGGGAGUUCAACAACUCAGGUGCAACUGUGGAUCCUGAGAGGACAAGCUACAGGUCUCUGCUCCAAGUGUGACUUUCUAACAACUAUCAGCAGUAAACAGACUGUUCUUUUUGUGUCAAGUUAAAGUUCAGAGUGUCAGUUUUAAGUGCUGCCAGGUCAACACACACACUGCCUCAAAUUUCUACACCAACAUCCUCAGAGAGGAAAUCCAAAGGGAGAAUCUGUACUGGAAGAAAAAAAUCCAUGAAAUGUUAAAGAUGGCACAUGUUAAAAGUGUUUCACUGAAUCUGCAUAUGAAAUAUUCAAAGACUUGCGCAGUUUUGCUCUACACAUGAGUGUGCAUCCAAAAGUAACGUAAACGUGAAUUUCGUUAUGCGUAACAUUUUACUUUAACCCCGUGUACAGCAUGAGUGGUGUAUUUUACAAAUAUCGUGCAGACUUUAGGUUCCAAUUUUGCUGUUUAAUUAAUCAAGAGUUUGUUAUCAUUUGAUUAACCAACACUAUGCACAUUUGCUGCAUUGUUUGCUGACUGUACUUAGAUUCCCCAGAAAUGCUGAGUCAUAAGUUGGAGGACUAGUGUUGUUGGGCUGUGGGUAGUGUGAUAGAUUUGACUAAAUCAAAGCUUUUUUUGCUUUUGAGGUUCUGCUGCUUCAUCCUGCUUUUCCUUAGAGGAAGAGGUGUUUAUCUUUUUGUAUGCAAAAAGGCUGUUUGUUUACUUUUUCUUCCUUUUUAAAAGAAAAUCAUCUGUUUUUCUCAUUCAUGCUUUAUUAGCCAGAGCUGGGGUUCAUGUUCUUUCAUUUUUACCUCCUUAAUAAACAAGCUUUAGCCUCUUCA
Nothobranchius furzeri (turquoise killifish) is the source of this 2444-nucleotide messenger RNA. It is a transcript of the gene dnajb1a, whose product is annotated as DnaJ heat shock protein family (Hsp40) member B1a. Gene Ontology annotation, cellular component: cytosol. The record is from RefSeq and is a predicted model, not a curated record. NCBI's taxonomy places the organism in Eukaryota, Metazoa, Chordata, Actinopteri, Cyprinodontiformes, Nothobranchiidae. Gene Ontology annotation, biological process: negative regulation of transcription by RNA polymerase II. Gene Ontology annotation, molecular function: transcription corepressor activity; Hsp70 protein binding.